CUUUGUUAUCCGCUCCAUCACAAUCGCCGCCGACGAUGGCAAGUGUGCCCGCGCGAUCUUCGACGCGCGAUUCUCGAUCAACCGAGAACGAGGAUACGUAGGGGGUGUCCGCGAGCGAGGGUGCGCGUGGGUGGAUGGGUUUUGGCACGAUGAGAGUGUGUCGGUGCAGCUAGAAGAUCGGGAGACUGGCUGCAUCCUCUCUCUCUGUCUAUCUCUCUCCUCCUACCAUCCUCCCUGCCUCGCUCGCUCACUCACGCCCCCUCUGUCUCUCUCUCUCUCUCUUGUUCGCUCUGUAUCCCUCCACCCUCUCCCUUAUUCUCUUUCUCUCUCUCUCGUACUCUCUCUCUCACACACAGCGCGACUACUCUCGGGAGCACCCAGGCGGCGGGCAGUCAGUGCGUCGUCAGCCUCCGCGUCGUCGCGACGCUCCUCUCUCCCUUCCGUCUCUCCCUCGGCUUUCUCGGUGGCGUUCGCAGCAUCGCGACGCUACGACGCGCUCCGUCGACUAUCCUAUCGGGAGAGACGCCGUCGUUUAUUUUCCUACGAUACGUACGAAUCGCCGGGAUCGAGCUCGAUAGUCGCGAUCGCAAGAAUACGUGCCGUCGCGUAUGUAAUAACAAAAAGAAAGAGAAAUAUUUGUAUCACGAGCACGAGAGUGUUUCGCGCUUGAUCCGCGCGGGAUCGGAAAGAGGUGUUGAGGUAGUAAUCACCUUAAUUGAACAGUACAUCGCGAUGCUUUUGCUUCCUUUCUUUUUUCUUCUUCUUAUCUCAAGAAGUUCGUAAAUGAUAGUUCGUGGGAGAGCCGAUUCGUGACAAACGAAUGUAUCAAGAUUCGCGAAUUAAAUGAGAUUUUGCACAAGUAUAUCCUGGGAUCGAGACGCGCGUGUAACUUUUAAAAUUUUCUAAUUAAAUUCCCCAAUAUCUCGCGUAAGUCCUCGGAGCGAUCUUACAAAGAUUCAUGGCGAGGAGUCUUAAGAAAGCAACCACUCUCUCUCUCUCGAGAUGUAAUACUUGCGCGCAAGAGAUCGAAAGAAGUAUAUAUUAAACGCCCGCCGUGGGAGAGAGUACUUUCAUUGCUCCUUUCUUUUCGUUGCAUAUUUUAUAUCGAAGGGAGCACCGUUCGCAUUUUAUUAGCCCGACGUGAAAAGAGUCCUUUGUCUUGAACAAAGAGCGAAGGCGAGGCGCGGGCUUGAGAGAGUGACGACGAGUAAAUGCAUUUCCUCUAGAGGAAUUACACUAAAGAAACGGCAAGAAGGCGGCGCGCGUCUUCCGAUGUCAGCGGGCGCGGAAGGCGCAGGGUGGAUCGGGUGAAGUUUUGCCGGACUCAUCGUGAUUCAUCUCUUGGUGUUGCGGGACCGAGUGAUCUAUCGGAUCGCGUGCGGUACACACGAGCCCCUUCACACAGGACACGUCGCACCCGAGAGUCACGCAGGAAGCGUUUUUCGUCCGCCCGGCUUCCGGUGCGUCGCCGUGCUCGCUCAAAAGCCAUAUCGACACACUCGCGGAUUUACUGCCACUGCCGAAUGCGCAUGGACGACGAUUCGUGAGGCACGAUUGGCUCGUCAAGUGCGUUGCCAGACGCGCUCAAACGCUCGCAAUCGUGCGGAUCCUCCACUCGCUCGACGAUGAGGAAACAGUGCUCGAAAAAGUCGGUCGGCCAUCAGCCAGGCAGACCCUCCGGAACUCGCGAUCGACAGGGAUGAAAGGUCAAUCGGGAACGUACGAAGUACGCGUGCCUCGAGCGGGACACGGAUGUCUCGGCUGGAGAUCUAGCACGGUAAUCACGUGGGGAAUUAAGCGGCCAACCGAUGAUGAUGGAGCACAAACAGACGAUCCUGCUGGCGCCAUCGCUGAGCAACAGCAGCUGCUGGCGAGGCGGCACGUCCGAGGCGGCUUGGACGGGUCCAGGCCCUGGGGAAUUGGUACGAGCCACCCUGAUACUGCUGCUCAGCCUUGGUAUCUUGUGCGCCAAUCUUCUGGUGAUAUGCGUCAUCAAUAGCAGGCGGUACAGCAAGUACAUCCACGCUCAGCCCAGAUAUCUGCUGACGAGCUUAGCGAGUAACGACCUAGCGAUUGGUCUUCUGGUGACCCCUUUCGGCUUCUUGCCGGCUGUUUACGGAUGUUGGCCGUACGGCGAGGUGGUCUGUCAGAUUCAGGCACUUCUUAGAGGCGCUUUGACUCAACAGAGUGCCGUUAUCCUCGUCUGCAUGGCAAUCGACCGUUAUGUUUGCAUGCUGCACCCCCACCGCUAUCACAAGCACUCUUCCAAGAGGUAUUACAUGCGGCAGGGUUGCGUGGCGGUGAUGUCGACCACCUGGAUAGCAAGCGUGGCGAUUUUCGGGGUUCUGGUGCUCCCCAGGGGCGGUUACUACUUCAACGGGUCCGGUCUCCUCGCCUGCGACCCUUUCUUCGCCCGGGCGUCCCUUAGGAUUCUCGCGUGCUGCUGUUUUUAUUUUCCGACGACGAUGGUGCUGAUGUACUGCUACGGCUCGGCCUUCCACGUUAACAAACUGCGCUUGAAAAGGGUGGUGUGCGUUAACACGCCUGAGGUCGUUAGCGGCGGACACAUAGAGAGGCUUGUCGCCCACGAGAGACGACUGUCGACCUCGGCCUCGCGAACAAUGGCUGCGAUGAGUUUGGGUUUCAUCGUCAUGGUCACGCCGUGGACGAUCCAGGAAGUCGUCGCAGCCUGCACCGGAAGCAAGCCACCGCCGUUCCUCGACUUCCUAGCCACAUGGCUGGCUCUUUCCAACAGCUUCUGGAAUCCAUUCCUCUACUGGCUGCUCAACAAUCACUUCCGCCGCAUUUCAAGGGAACUUCUUUACAGUAAGAUUCUGUGCAGAUCUAAGCCGCUAGGAGGGAAGCAACACUGCUGCGCGACCAGCACCGGCGGUCUAGACGUCUGCAGCAUCGCCGGCGUCGAUCUAUCAGGUUUGGAUCGUUGCUCAAUGGAACGAUAUUCGAUGGCACGUUGUUCCUCGUUAUCACUGGCGAAUACGCCACCGCCGCUCUCAUGGGAAGCCGUGCACGUGACACAUGGCGACGCAGAGUCCACGUGAGAGAUGCCGCCACGCAGACGGAGGAUUUCGGAUCUCCGGACGACGCCAGUUAGUACAGCGUGGCGGCAUGCCGGCACCCGACGCUCCAGCACUUCCGGACGCAUCCGUCUGUACGCCGACACCCGCGUGACGCCGCCGCACCCUCGCUGGCACGAGGGCGAGUUCCGCGCGUCGAGGAGGAAGAAGAGGAGGAGGAGGAGGAGAAGGAAGAAGAAGAGGAGCAAGAUCGCAGCGUCGCGAUGAUCCAGCGUCAUCGACACCCUCGGCGAGCAACUCGUUUCGCGCGCUUCAAGAACUUGCCGGACCUCGUUCGACAACAUGAGCCGCGCUGAAACUAAUUGCGAACAAGUAGUCGUUGUUGUCGACUACGCGGCGGUCGCUGUGUCGUCGUACUCGUCGCCGCGACCAAAACGGCUCGGUCUUUCACAUGGAACGCACGCUGAAAUCGCGAACAGCUCGCUCGGAACGAGCGAACGCGAGGCGCGUGUCGACAGCGCAGAUUAGCUCGUCGCGACGAGAUCGAUUACGGGAAUUAAUUACGACGCGAGUUGCAGGGAUACUAAUCGCGCCGCUCGUUCUCGGCGGUGUACGUGGAGAUGUUUAAUCACAGCGCAGCACUUCGCGAGUGUUAACGUCGUUUGCGCCCGCAUCCACAUCGUUUUCCGCGAUUGAUUAACUCGCGAGUGUUCGGCGCGAGUGAGAGAGCGGUGCGCUCGACUACGAAAUUGCUCUUUUCCUCUGCUUGUUUUUCUUCGUGUCUUCUUCUUUCUUUUUCCUUCUUUCUCCUUUUCCUCCUUUCUUUUCUUUUUUCUUUGUGAUCGCGUAUAACUUCGCGUGUACAUUUCUUUUUCUUUCUUUUUGCGCUCUUUGAAUGCAUAAAUGUUUGAAGGCACGGCUUGCUGUCGUAGAAUACUCCGAAUUCCAGUCGAUCCUUCUUAUACGCGAACCUCUAAAUCGAUUGGGAAAGUUGGAAUUUUUCCGAGGAAAUUUUAAUUUAAUAUCUCAAAGUAAACGGAGGGAACCGCUCUCUGUUUUGUGAUACACUUGCGGGUUAAAAGUGACGGCAGAGAAUCGUGUGUCGAAUAAAACGAUAUAUCUCGCGCGCAGGAUGAAGUGAGGCGCACUUUAACGUGUAAUUGUUUGCUCAAGCUCGAGAGCUCAUUGGCAUCAGGCCAAUGCAUAAUGCCAAACCCUUAUAUCCACGUCAUGAACAUUGUUGUUACAUAUAUAUAUAUAUAUAUAUAUAUAUAUAUAUAUAUAUAUAUAUAUAUACAUAUGUAUAUAUUUCACGCGAGAGAAGAGAGAGAGAGAAAGAAAGAGAAAAAAAACCCCAACAAGGACGCGCAAAGAAUACGUGUCGAGAUAGUGUUUGGAGAAUCAUCUUUUUAAUAUCGCAGAAUUUUAUACUACGAUCAAACGCACUGCAGAUAUAGAGAUUAGAGCCACAAAUCCGUACUUCCUUCCGGAUCUCGAUUUGUUACCUCAAGUGAGUUACCUGCGACCGUGAGAGGUUCGCUUCGAUAUUGCGAGGCAAAUUAACGGCGUUACAUUCAUUUAGCGUAAUGCAGAUAGGACGAUAUAACGAUAGGAAACGGCCUUGUAACAAUAUAAUUGCUGUAAAUCCGUACGGAUCGUAAUGCAUUUAUUCUUCGCGUGGGGAUGCGCGGAAAAUAUCGAAGCGUGUGUCGAUUUUCGUCUUGGCUUGGCUGCGAGAAAAUUCGAGGCAGCCUCGUGAAAUUACAUUGGACAUUAUUGGAGAAUUCGUCGGAAUAUCCGAGGCGCACGGUAACGGUAUCUCUGCUUUAAACGAGAAACACGGAAUCGAUGCAGUGCAUGUUUUAGAGUUGUGUGUUGGUACGGCAUCUUCUCUCGCGUGUGUGAGAAGAAAUUACUUAGCACCACGGAUACGUAAGCUUUCCUCACCGGAGGAAGAAAAUAUCGAGGCGAUCGGAGGUGGAAACGCUCGUUAACGAGCUCGGGCGGUGUCGUUUCGCCUCGUUUCGUACGCGCCGUUCUCCGAGAAUCGUCCGCCCUUUCCUCGAGAGAGACCGCAGGGAGGGCGUAAAAUAAUUACGCGCUUUCAAUUUAUAAUUGUAGAAACGUCGCUCGCGCGCGCGUGAAUCCGACAUGGAAGGAUAAUUUAUUAUAUCUGUACAGCGUUACACGCCUCUCCGCGGGUGAGAUCAAUGUUGCUGUUGAAGAACACCGCCGCGCGCGCUCUCGCUUGAUAUUCGCGGCGUCGCAUUCGCGCGUUUCUGAACAGACAAAGUCGACCGACGACACUUCAUUAGCUUAAAUUGACACAGAGCCGACCGACGGAUCGUUACUUGUUUUCAAGUUGCUGAUAACGAAGCGCGCCGUACCUCAGACGGUAAGACGCCCUCUUUGAGAAACGCGCCUCGAGACUCUUAUCCCUCUUCGUUCGAGAUCUUAAGAAAGAGAGAGAGAGAGAGAGAGAGAGAGAGAGAGAGAGAGAGAGCGAGCUUGCUU
Molecule: messenger RNA, 5549 nt
Organism: Odontomachus brunneus
Lineage: Eukaryota; Metazoa; Arthropoda; Insecta; Hymenoptera; Formicidae
Product: trace amine-associated receptor 9
Exons: 11
Coding region: 1809-3059 (416 amino acids)
Biological process (GO): neuropeptide signaling pathway
Cellular component (GO): membrane
Molecular function (GO): corazonin receptor activity
Source: RefSeq, a predicted model, not a curated record